UCUGUACUGAGAGAGAGACCUGCGGGAAGAGUCAGUCUGUACUAAGAGACCUGCAAAAAGAGUAAUUUGAACUGAUGCAGAUCUCCAGGGAAGAGACAGCUUGUCAAAACUGAGAUGUCUGCAGGAAGAGACAGUCUGUACAAUUUGAGAGAGACCUGCAGGAAGAUACAGUCUGUACUGAGAGACCUGUAGGCAGAGACAGUCUGAAUAGAUGGAGAAGAGACAGCCUGUACACACAUUAGAGAUCUACCCAUUGCAGUGACAGCCUGUGCUCAAGACUGUGAAUUUUUUAAUAAAACGAUAAGAGUGAUCACUAUCAGGUCAAGAAUUACAGGAACAAUAGACAAUUAUGAGGAUUUUAUCCCAAAGAAGGAAAUAAAAGAGAAUCUUAGGAUGGAAAAAGAGACAUCUGAUUCCCAUAUUGAUUACAAAGAGACUGAGGCCUACCUGAAACAGUAAAACUGCAUGCAUCUAGAAUGAGAGACCUGGACUACAGAUCACAGGCAGUCUGAAUAUAGCGAUAAGGAAUUCAAAUUGGACAGAGACAGCAACACUAACCAAGGAAAGAAUAUUAAACAGUCUGUGAGAAAGAAACUGGAGUGGCAAAGAGACUUCCAUUUCUGAGAUUAGAUUGAAUGUUGAAAAGGUCUGACCUGACACCACAAGCUUUCAGCAAUGUUGAAGGGGCCACUUACAUUUGAAGAUGUCGCUGUGUGCUUUUCGGAGGACGAGUGGAAGGGCUUACAGGAGAGAGAAAAGGACCUUUACAGAGAGGUGAUGAGAGAUAAUUACCACAAUCUGAGCUCACUGGGUUUUUCCGCCGCUAAACCAGAGAUUGUAUUGAAGAUUGAGAGAGGAGAGGAUCCAUUCGUCGUGACAAAAUCAGCUGGCCACCAGCACAACUCCUCCAAAUAUACAAUAGAAGAUCCAGGAGUAAAAGUACAAAAGGAACUAAGGUGGAAUCUGAGGUCUAAUAUACCCCUUCGUUCUAAAAGCGGACAGAAAAGGGUGACAAACACAGGAUGUAGCAACCUACACAAAGAAGACCUGGAUCGAUGUCUGGCACAGAAAGUAACGGGCAGAUUGAUGAGACAGGCAAAGAGAAUGUCACAGACUUGCAGGAAAGAAACCUUAUCUAAAACCUUAUCUAAAAUGAUCUGCCCCACUCAACAGGCUUCCUCAAAUAUCCCAGAAAAUUGUAUAAAGGACACAAAGAAGCCCUCCCUGCCACCAGAGGAACAGUGUGAGGAGAUUCCACAGAAAAGUUUAAAACACAAAGGCAAUGAUGCUGUAUCCCUCGGUAAACAUUCAGCAUUGAAGGAAGAAGACAUAACUCAGGAGACAUUGCAUUUCUCAGGGUUGGUGGAAAGUUCACCAAAACCUUUUAUUUGUGUCCGGUGUGGAGAGAGCUGGAACCUUCUCUCAAACCUUCUCUCCCAUCAGAUGGGUCAGUGUCAGGUAAGACCAUUCAGGUGUAAUAUUUGUGCCAAGACGUUUGUAAAGAAGCAGCAUCUAAGUGCCCACAAGAGAACCCACUCAGAGGAGAAGCCAUACACAUGUGGUCAGUGUGGACGAAGUUUUCGUCAGAGCUCGACGCUCACCACUCAUCUCUGGAGCCAUGCUGGGCUGAAGCCCUUCCACUGCUCUUGCUGUCCAAAAUGUUUCAGCAGGAAAACUGACCUGGUAGCUCAUAUGAGGAGACACACGGGAGAACGUCCAUAUGAAUGUCCUUACUGCUGGGAAAGAUUUAUACGCAAAAAGUCUCUGCAGAGGCAUCUACAAAAACACAAUGGAGAAACCCUCAGACCAGGCUGGGAGUUUAAUUGUCCUAGAAUGGAGCAGAAACACAGCCUUACAGAGGGGACUCUAAAACAGGAAAAGUAUCCAAGACAAACCCUCUCAACGUCAAUAAAUCCUACAAGAGAGCUCUAUCUCAGAUGGAAUGGUAAUGAGGAGAAGAAAUUUGAUGAAGAAAAGCGUCAUUCAAAUCUGUGUUUUUCAAAAAAUGUAGCCGCACCAGUGGUCACGGGGACAGUAAAAAUGGAGUCAGAAGAGGUACACAUUCCGGAGGAUAUUAAGGCUAGGCAUCAAACUACCCAAACAGAGCCACAGAAGAAGAAGGUAACCAGGCUCCACCAAAACAUGCUUAAGGAGCUAAAAAGAUUCAGAAGAACCUCCGUGCGGUCUCAGCAGGAAUGGGACUCUAUGAGGUUAGCAAUGAAUCAACUGUCUGAGGAAGUGACCCAGCUAAAGAAGAUGGUGGCUACGUUAUGUGCUGCCAAUGCCUCAGCUAGUACAGGCAGGGUUUCUGCAGAACUCAGUAGUGCUCUAAUGUCAUCUUCCUAUCCUCUAUUUAACAAUCCAGAAAAAACUAACCUCUGCUCAGAUGACAGGCGUUCUUUAGAUUCUAACAUGGCCUCUCCAGAAAGCAGCAUUCUUUGCACACCCAAUCACCCUUUGGAGACAUUAUCUGAAACCAGCAAAGACCAUUCUUCAUGGAUGUAUGUAACCUCUUCACAUGAUGAAGAUAAUUUGCUGGCAACUGCAACAGCAACAACCCCAAUCAAAAAAGAAGCAGACUUGGAGACUGGCAUGCCUCCGGGCAGGGUUUUCUUUGGAGCUUCUCAGUUUCAGGUCGGAGAACGUCUUCCUAACAUCAGCAUGUUACCACUGAGUGCAGAAAAGGAGUGGACUCUGCUCGCUAGAAGUGGUGGUAAACCUGGAAGAUUUGCUGCUUUGGUGUUCCGUGCUCUGGUACCCUUUGACAUAUACAAAGGAUGGGUUAACCAUGUAAACCUGGAUGGAUUAAGGGGUCGGAAAGGGAUUCCUCUGAAUGUAAAAAGAAGGAUGAUGGGAGUUGUUGAACGUCACUUCACUUUACGGAAGUCUGAGCAUCGGGAAAUCCGCAACAGACUCAAUGAGCAGCUUCGUACCAGACGUAAAAGUGAUAAACACCCACGCUAUUUCUACUGAUUACAGCAUGAAAUCAGUCAUCAAUGUAAUUUACAGAUUUUUUAUAAAUUCACUUACAUGUCUUAAAUGUCAUAUUUCUCCUACCAACUAACCCAGAAAGCACCUUACACUGACACUUGCCUGUCUCCCACCAAUAUAACCCUCACACGUUUUAAACUGGUCCUAAUCUCCCUCCAUCUGAUAUAUUCCUCACACACGUUUUAAACUGGUCCUA
This is a messenger RNA of Pelobates fuscus (common spadefoot toad), 3187 nucleotides long. Its product is annotated as zinc finger protein 92 homolog. Bases 676 to 2973 code for a protein of 765 amino acids. Gene Ontology annotation, biological process: regulation of DNA-templated transcription. The record is from RefSeq and is a predicted model, not a curated record. The transcript has 6 exons. Lineage: Eukaryota; Metazoa; Chordata; Amphibia; Anura; Pelobatidae.